ACCGUCAGCUGAGUGCACGCCACGCGCUAGUUUACUACUUGUUGUAGGGAUAGUAAAACACGCACCGUCGUAGAUCAAUACGUGAGAAGAUAACCUGGCACCUCACAUAUAUUCGGCUGUGAUACUGGCUUCGGAUCAUCAGUACACGACGAGACUAGAUGUUAGUCUACUUCGCGGACAGCGUUAAAGUUACCAUACAUCACGUGCUUCCACCUGGUUGAGCGUAAAAUGCGCAUGCUCAAGACACAGAAGUCUUCAGUUGUCUUCCGUCGUUUAUAGAUGCAGGAACCUGUCUACGACAUUACGACUCCGAAAAGGACAUGACGUUUGGAUGACCGCACCUACAAAUCUCGUUUAAACGAGAUUUGAAUUUUUCCCGUUCGAAGUCUCGGUUAAAUGAGAUUUGAGCCCUUUCACUCUCCAGUUGUCCCAUGUGAGCGGAUAUCUCGUUGAAGCUAUAUAACGUUAAAGUGAAGAGGUCGGUAGACAAGGAGACAAAAUGCCAAGUAAAGAGAAAAAAAACGGUCUACAAAAUGGCCAGGAUGAAUACAUGGCGUCUACAAAUGAAGUUGAUGCGUAUAUUCCCACACCGCCGGACGGAGGAUGGGGCUGGGUGAUCGUCGCCGCGUCUCUCGUCUGCAACAUCAUCGUGGACGGCAUCGGGUACACGUUUGGUAUAUUCUUGUUGGAGUUCACAACAUUCUUCAAGGAGUCCAAGAGUAAAGUGGCGCUGGUUGGUUCUGUCCAGGUUGGAACCUACUUGUGCGUAGGGCCAAUCGUUAGCGCCCUUACAAACAAGUUCGGAUGUCGGCCCGUGUGCAUGGCCGGCAGUGUCAUAGCAACCAUAGGCUUCGCCGUCAGCACAUUCUCUCCAAAUGUGGAAAUCCUGAUUCUCACUUACGGCGUCAUUGGAGGGUUCGGUUUCGGCAUGAUGUACCUUCCCGCCAUCGUUAGUGUGGGGUUCUACUUCGAGAAGAAGCGAGCCAUUGCUACUGGUAUCGGCGUGUGCGGGUCGGGAGUUGGGAUGUUCAUAUUCGCCCCAUUCUCUCGCUACUUACUCGACACCCUAGAGUGGAAGAGCGCGCUUCUAAUCCUAUCAGGAAUUGUUUUUAACGGCAUGGUGUGCGGCAUGUUGAUGCGCCCCCUGGCGGCGCCAGGUAAGAAGAAACCCAAGGAGAACGUGACUGAUAUGAUUUCUAAAUCAAAGCCUAUCGUGAAAAAUAAAUUCUUAGUCUUGGACUCCGCUAAGCCAACAAGUGGCGCAGCUUACUCCUCGGUUCCAAAUAUGGCAAUGCAUUCAACCCGCACAGAAGACAAUUCCACAUCAAAGAGUAAGGACAAACCUAUUGAUGCUUCCAAAUACAUAGCAUCUAUCCCUGAUGACGAUUUGGACAGGGCGGAAGUGGAACCUCUUGUCCAAAAAAUUGGAUUUUUGGACGUGGAGGACAGGAUUCACCAAAGCAGCCCCCGUCGUGCUCACGACUUAACAUUUAUAUCCGAAGCCAACUUAAACAAGAUCAAGACGGACCUGUCUCGCCCGAUGUACCGGAAGGACAUCUUCUACAGCGGCAGCAUUAUGAACAUCCAACAGUUCAAGUCGCAGCCGGACAUGAAAGACUACAUCCGCAGCGUGACGAGCAUACCCAGCAUGCACAUGGAGAAGACGUGCUUCACGUGCGAGUGGAUACCCAAACCUGCACGUGACACGCUGUCUGAGAUGCUUGACGUCAAGCUCCUGAAGAACCCAACCUUCCUCCUCAUCUGUUUCGGCAACGUCUUGGCGAUGUUGGGCUUCUACGUACCCUUCGUCUACAUCGUGGACCGCGCUAUCUCGCUGGAGAUCGACGAAUCGAAGGCAGCUUUUCUUCUGUCCAUCAUAGGAAUAACCAACACCAUUGGACGUGUCCUCGCCGGCUUUCUGGCAGAUCUUCGGAAAAUUGACAGCCUCAUGAUCAACAACGUCGCGAUGCUGCUGCUGGGGAUAUCGACGAUGCUGGCCCCGUUCUGCAACACCUACCCCCUUUUGUGUGCAUUCGCUGCCUUCUUCGGUCUCUGUGUCGCUGCCUACAUCUCCCUCACGUCUAUCAUCAUUUGUGACCUGCUGGGCCUGGAGAACCUGACCAAUGCCUUUGGCCUGCUCACUUUGGCACGUGGAAUAUCUUCUACAGCCGGCCCACCGCUCGCAGGUGCUGUGUACGACCUUAACAAUUCGUACGAUACCUCGUUCUACCUAGGUGGCGCUUUGGUGAUAGGGGGCGCCCUCUGCCACUUCCUGCUCAAACUUCCCUGUUUUAGUACGUCAGACCGAGUUGUGGAGAUCGGUCUUGCCGAAGACGGUCCAGAGCCCAUAAUUCACAUGGAAGAAGUCAAACCGGAAGUAGAAGUUAUCUCCCCUCCUGCUGCUGCCAAAAUACCCGAAAUUGUCAUCGACAGUACCAGUGACAGAGAGAAGGAGGACUGAAGAUGCUAACGGGUCGGGGAAUAGUAAACUGUCGAGGAAUCGUACUGAACAAAGCGAGCAAAUCCAUGAAGCUACCUCAGUGAUAUUGAGGUAAAACGAGAAGACUCUUCAACUCAAAGUCGAAUUCGAAGACCCUGUGUCGGAGUUCGGGAUUUUAUUGUGAGCCGAGAUAUGUGUUACCUCGAACAUCGAGAUAUGUGUUACCCCCGAACAUUGAGAUAUGUGUUACCCCCGAUCAUUGAGACAUGGGUGUUUACCUCAACAUUUACACGCAUUUGUUGAAGAUGUUCUAUACCAAAUCGUGACUGUUUCCGAUGGAGUAGCAGUAUCGGACCUGUCUCAUACAAAGUGCCUAUUGCUUAAGCCUGACUCGGGUCAGACAACAGUGUGUGUGGUAGCUUGUUAGCUUCAGGAUCCGGAUUCCCUACUAUUUGUACAGCCAGUAUUCCCGUUAUCACAUGGCUGCAAUAAUGUUAUAUUGUAAGUGUUACAGACGCUUACUCAUCUCUUCGAUGUAGUUCGGUGACGGAAUGUAUACUAUAGGACACCCACAGGAGGAUAGUUCGUGGCUGAAGAGCCGCAAACUCAAAUGGGAGCCAUUUAUUGAUUUGACAUGAUCAGCAAGUACGUCACCAACACCAGUGAUGUUUGUCUCAGAAGGCAUCACAGCGUCUGUCCUAUUUUUAUAUAGUGGACGGUCUGUUGUAUCUUACGUUUGUCUCUAUAUAUGGACACACAAGGCUGAUCUGAGCUGACAGUCAUUGUCCGCAGGGAAAUGUGUUUUGUCUGUUUUGUUGAUAUAAUAUUUUAUUGAUAGCCCUGUGUUUCCAAUUAUAGCCCAUGUGUCUGAUGAUAGCCCUGUGGUUCUGAUGGUACUCUGUAUUUCCGCUGAUGGUCCCAUGUUUCUGAUUAUUGCCCCAUGGGUCCGAUAGUAGCCCGGUGUCUUCAUUUCAACUCUGUGUUUCUUAUGAUAUUUACAAUGAAUCCCCAUGUUUCAGGCGAACCCCAAUGUUUCAGGCGAACCCCAAUGUUUCAGGCGAACCCCAAUGUUUCAGUUCAAUCACCAUGUUUCAGAUGAAUCCUUAUUCCAAUGUUUCAUAUGAAUCCCACUGUUUUUUCGCAGUUCCUAAUUGUGAUGAUACCGGCUUUCCGAUGAUGUCCAUAUAGCCAAUGAUACCUUGUGUUUCUGAUAAAACCGUAUGUUUUAAUGCAUUACCCCUUGCGUCUGAUUCGUGAUGUCCGUAUGUCUCUGGCAGUUCAUCUACCGAUGUUCCUAGGGUACAUGUCGUCUUAGUGUCUUCAUGAAUCCCUGUGGUUCUGAAGCUACUCCUUUUGUUUUUCAAAUUUGAGUUGUAGUGAUACCUUGUGUUUCUAAUGAUGCCUUGUGUUUCCUCUGAAUGUAUGAUGGUCCCUAGUGUGUCUGAUAGUACCUAGUGUGUCUGGUGGUACCUUGUGUUUCCUCUGAUUGUAUGAUGGUACCUAGUGUGUCUGGUGGUACCUUGUGUUUCCUCUGAUUGUAUGAUUGUCCCUAGUGUAUCUGGUGGUACCUUGUGGUUCUAAUAAUGCCUUGUGUUUCCUCUGAUUGUAUGAUGGUCCCUAGUGUGUCUGGUGGUACCUUAUGAUUCUGGUGGUACCUUGUGGUUCUAAGGAUGCCAUGUGUUUCCUGAUUGUGUGAUGGAACCUAGUAUGUCUGGUGGUACCUUAUGAUUCUGGUGGUACCUUGCGGUUCUAAUGAUGCCUUGUGUUUCCUCUGAUUGUGUGAUGGAACCUAGCGUGUCUGGUGGUACGUUAUGAUUCUGGUGGUACCUUGUGGUUCUAAUGAUGCCUUGUGUUUCCUCUGAUUGUAUGAUGGUCCCUAGUGUGUCUGGUGGUACCUUGUGUUUCCUCUGAUUGUAUGAUGGUCCCUAGUGUGUCUGGUGGUACCUUGUGUUUCCUCUGAUUGUAUGAUUGUCCCUAGUGUGUCUGGUGGUACCUUGUGUUUCCUCUGAUUGUAUGAUGGUCCCUAGUGUGUCUGGUGGUACCUUGUGGAUCUAAUGAUGCCUUGUGUUUCCUCUGAUUGUAUGAUGGUCCCUAGUGUUUCUGGUGGUACCUUGUGGUUCUGAUGGUACCUUGCGGUUCUGAGGAUGCCUUCUGUUUCCUCUGAUUGUAUGAUGGUCCCUAGUGUGUCUGGUGGUACCUUGUGGUUCUGAUGGUACCUUGCGGUUCUGAGGAUGCCUUCUGUUUCCUCUGAUUGUAUGAUGGUCCCUAGUGUGUCUGGUGGCACCUGGUGGUUCUACCUUAUAUUUCCCCUCAUAUUCUGACAGUUUUAGUGUGAUGGUACCGUGUGUUUUUUAUGGUACUUGUGCCACUCAUGCCACCUUCUGUCUUCCCUGCUUGUCUGAUGGUACCAUUUGAUUCUCAUAGUUCCCCAUGUUCGUGGUGGAUGUCUGUUUGUGUCUGUCCCAAGUUUCUACGACUCCUUGCGGCUGACAGACUACAGUACUCAAACAAAGUCAGCUCACACUCUACCUCGGGCAGGUGCCCCUUCGCGGACAUAACCGUAGCAUAACAUGCCAUGAGGUCCCUCAGUGAGGUCGUCUCGUUUGUGACACGAUUCAAGAGUCAUGGACGUGUGGGAAUUUCAUAUAUUAAAUUUUGGAACCUGGGUGGUUUAUACCAAUGAUUUUUUCCGGAGGAAGGCUCGUCAUGAAACAUGAAGGCAGUUCCAAAAGGCCUCAUGAGCCAACAGGACAUGUGGUAAAGUUUGGUAUUGGGUCCGAACAGAAACCUUUCUUCAUGACCUGUUCGGUGAUCACCUUGAUCCUAAUUGACAGUGAUCUGUUUUCUGUGUUUUUCAGGUGAACAAUCGCCUUGCCUUUGCAUGUGUUGUGACUGGAGGGCCAGGAUACGUUCACCUUUUCUCGAACACCUGUUAUUAUCACUGUUUGAUAGGGAUUCAUAAGCACAUGCUUAUGAUAUAGUCGGAAGCAUAUAUUCGACUCUGCUUUUGGCUGAGAAUUCGUAUGAACAUGGAAACGGUUUUGUAGCAUUUCCUUUUCAAUUUGGCUCCUCGUGAAAUUACCCUGGCCUCCAAAUUGUGUUUUUAUAUAAUCUAAUGUUAAAAAUCGGUUAUAAACACUGGUUCAUUACAACAAUUACCUUCGCAGCCUGUGAAAUGUUGACCAAGCCUACCAAGAACGUUUGUUUACGUGCAAAUGAAAUAUACAACUCCAAGCGAUCGCGUUCAGUCUUGUUCAUUUGACACGUGCUCAGUUUACUGCGCGAUUUUACUUAUCAUUGUUUUAGACCAGAAAUGUUUUAUCGAUGCUCAGAUUAUCAAAUUCUUGCUCAUGUUUUUAUCACGUUGUUCUUGUGAAUAGUGUAACCUCAAAACAGUGACACCCCAACAAUCCGACCAUUACUUUUAGGAAAGUCUACCUGUGUUCACAUGACAUACAUUCCUAAUAAGUAUAUGUCAGGAUAUUAUUUAAUUUGUUAAAGUUCUCUGAUCAUGUAGUCUUUACAUACCCGAACAUAUAUGUGUUGUAUCGAAUUAACCUCAAACUCAAUGUAAUCAAUUAGUUAGUUAGUUUGUUUGUUUGUUUGUUUGUUGUUAUACGCCGCACUCAGCAAUAUUCCAGCUAUAUGACGGCGGUCUGUAUAUAAUCGAGUCUGGACCAGACACUCUGAUAUCAUGACCUGAUAUCAUGAGCAUCAAUCCACACAGUUGGGAUACGAUGACAUACAUCAACCACGUCAGCGUGCCUGACCACCCGAUCCCGUUAGACGCCUCUUAUGACAAGCAUAAGUCACCUUUUACGGCAAGCAUGGGUUGCUGAAGACCUAUUCUACUCCGCAUCUUCACGGGUCUCAUGUAGAUGUUUGAGUUGGACAUGCCCUUAUUGGUGUUCAUUGGCGUCUCUCAAUCUGGCAUCAACACGGACGCCAACAUGAAUGUAACCCCAAGAUGCCCAUGAUGUUCAUUAAUCCUCAAACCUUUAGAUCGCACUCACAAGCAUUGUUCAUUGAAAUAUUCGAUUUUUCAUAUCAUUCUUGAAGAUCAGGAAUAUUUAACCAAUGCUCAGAAUGCCAAACUAUUGCUCAUUUUUUUAUCACGUUGCUCUUGUGAUUGUUAACGCCAGGUUAAGAACGCCGACACCCAACAAUCGGACGAUAAACUACAGGAAAGUCUACUGUCUACUGUCUACUGUUCCUCAGUGGUGUUCUUGGUGUUCAUGGUGUUCAACCUAAAACUUUUCAAGCAUGGCUUGAUUUAUCAGUUUCUAAGACACCGAAUGAGUCAUUUCAUAUUGGUAAUCAGAGUGAGUGAGUGAGUUGGGCUUAACGCCGCUUUUAACAGUAUUCCAGUCAUAUCACGGCGUGUCAGCUUCACGUGGGAGGAAAGCCCCAAGGGAUGCAGGUCUUAGACGUUUACCACUUCGGUGAAACCCACGAGCACGGGUAUGGUGCUGACAAACCUAGAAACAUAGUCGGGGCGAACCGGCAUUCGAACCCACAAUCAUAGGUUUCUGGCGUGCCAAAGGGACGCAACUCUGCAUAGCGAAUUGCGGCGUCUUAGACGACUGGGCCACCCGUGCCCCCCUGGUUAUCAGAAUGAACAUUGUAGAAAACGUUAGGAUGGAUUAGACUUGGCUCCGCCACACCCAUGGCUCGUUUCAUAUUAAUACGAUGAUGCAUAUAUAUGUCACACGUCAACGCUGGUAUUGAAGGAGUUGUACUGGGAGUACAUUUGUUGUUUCAUAUGUAAAAGCCACUAUUUUUGUAUGUUUAAAUGUCUUUUAUUUCAUAAUGUAAACUUUUAAUGUAUGUGAUCACUGAUGACGUGCUGUAAUAAACAACAGUGCCAUUGCA
This is a messenger RNA of Haliotis rufescens (red abalone), 7312 nucleotides long. Its product is annotated as monocarboxylate transporter 14-like. The record is from RefSeq and is a predicted model, not a curated record. Gene Ontology annotation, biological process: transmembrane transport; monocarboxylic acid transport. Gene Ontology annotation, molecular function: monocarboxylic acid transmembrane transporter activity. Lineage: Eukaryota; Metazoa; Mollusca; Gastropoda; Lepetellida; Haliotidae. The coding region runs from base 500 to 2461 and encodes 653 amino acids. The transcript has 8 exons.